AUGCCCGUGCGCUCUCCUCUCGCUCCACACUUCGCUCUCAGUCCCUCCCAACCCUCUCCCGUCGCAGCGCAGCCGCGGCGGGCGCCCAUGGCAGAAUUCUUCAGGUCACUGAUCGUUACUGCCAACACAAUUGCUACCAUGAUAAUUCAUCCCUCGCUUUGCCAGAGUGAGGAAUUGCUUGCAUGGAUGGAGUGCCCAAAUUGCAAGUACCGCAUUGAUAAUACUGAUGUUUUAUCACAGUGGCCAGGACUCCCUGCUGGUGUUAAAUUUGAUCCAACUGAUCUCGAACUGCUUGAACAUUUAGAAGGAAAGGUUGGCGGGGCAGCGUCCCAUGUACUAAUAGAUGAUUUUAUUCCAACCAUAGAGGAGGCCCAAGGAAUCUGCUAUACACAUCCGGAAAAUCUCCCUGGUAUCAAGAUGGACGGGAGCACCGGUCACUUCUUCCACAAAGUAUCCAAUGCAUACGUUGUUGGCAAGCGUAAGCGUCGCAAGAUUAGCAAUAGUGAGCACACUGUUUGUGAUGAGAAUCUCAGAUGGCACAAGACUGGAAAAUCCAGAUCUAUCUUAGAUAAUAACGGUGUCAUAAAAGGGUGGAAGAAAAUAUUGGUUCUUUACAUAGGUUAUCGGAAAGGAGGUGGCAAGACAGAGAAAACUAAUUGGAGAAUGCAUCAGUACCACCUUGGGGUAGAUCAAGAUGAAAAGCAGGAGGAGCUUGUUGUUUCCAAAGUCUUUUAUCAGGUGCAGUCAAUGAAUGCUGGGCCCUCUGCAGACUCGUUGCCUCUGCAGACUCGUCGCCCAAACGGUAGUCCAUCCGGAACCGAGCAGAAUCAGGAGGAAGGACAGUCCGGCAUGUCUACUGUUCGGGAAGCCGUGGAAUGGCUCGCUGGAAGCUCGUCGCAUGCCGUGGAGGACGCACCGCUGUCUGGCCUGGAUGAGCACCUGUCAAGCGACGGAACCCCGGACGCCGCAUACCCUGUGGGGCAGCCUCUGCCUCUUGACGCGUCGGAGGCGCUCCAGGGGUUCGCCGACCUCGGAGCGCCUCCGGAUGUCUCCCUUCCGCCCCACACGCAGUUCGGGCGGCAGGAUAGCAUGGAGAUGUGGCUGGUCAGCGUGUUAACAGAGGAUGAGGGUGUGUUUGAAGCAGCGGAGCAACAAGAAGAGGCUGGUUUUUCUCCGUGA
This is a messenger RNA of Triticum turgidum subsp. durum (durum wheat), 1179 nucleotides long. The record is from the annotation of a GenBank genome assembly. Lineage: Eukaryota; Viridiplantae; Streptophyta; Magnoliopsida; Poales; Poaceae.